AUGCAGUCCAGGCACCGGGUGUUCGCCGAGGACCUGCUCCUGGCGCAGCUGCAGGGGGAGGACCACUUCGACAGCGUGCCGGACUCGCUGGUGCUCCUCAUCUUCAACAAGCUCGCCGACGCGCGCUCGCUCGGCCGCUGCUCCGCCGUCUCGCGCCGCUUCAACGCGCUCGUCCCGCUCGUCGACGACGCCUGCCUCCGCAUCGACCGCGUCAUCGCCGCCGCCGACGCCGACGACGCGCUCGCCCUCCCGCGCCAGCGCGGCGUCCUCUCCGGCCUCCUCAAGACCGUGCUCCUCGCCGUGCUCAAGCCCUUCGGCGGACACUGCGACGCCGGGGCCAGGCCCGCCGGCCACGCGGCCGCCAAGCACGCGCCGCACCACUCGCCCGCGCAGGUGCUCAAGAACUUCAGCAGCAUCCGCAACCUCCGCAUGGAGCUCCCAGUCUCCGACGUCGGCACCGACGACGGCGUCCUCCUCAGGUGGAAGGCCGUCUUCGGCACCACGCUCCAGAGCUGCGUCAUCCUGGGCGGGACAAGGCUGGAGCACGCCUCGCACCCGCCCUCCGCCUCCGCCUCCGCCUCCGGGGCCCCGGACGAGCACGACGCCUCGCAGGGGGACGACGACAAUGGGAGCAUACCCGAGUCCUUCUACACCAACGGCGGGCUGAAGCUGCGCGUGGUGUGGACCAUCAGCUCGCUCAUCGCUGCGGCCACCAGGCACUACCUCCUCCGCGAGAUCGUCAAGGAGCACCCCACCCUGGAGCGCGUGGAGCUGACGGACGCGCACGGCCAGGGCACGCUGUGCAUGGAGCGCCCGCAGCUCAAGGAGUUCACCGACAAGCCGCUCGCCGCCGCCGCCGCCGCCGCCAACCGCACGCAGGUGCCGGCCUGCAACAUGAAGCUCCGAUACGCGCCCAUGCUGGAGCUGUCAGACGGGACGAGGAUCCAGGGCGCGACGCUGGUGGUGAUCAAGCCCGUGGGCGAGGCCGGCGGCAUCGGCGGUGGGCGCAAGGAGCUGGACGAGUUCGUGGCCGGCGCCUUCGACGGGCCCUUCAGGGAGGCCGUGGCGAUGCUCAGCAAGCGCCGCACCUACCUGCUAGAGAUGAACGGAUUCUAA
Molecule: messenger RNA, 1116 nt
Organism: Triticum turgidum subsp. durum (durum wheat)
Lineage: Eukaryota; Viridiplantae; Streptophyta; Magnoliopsida; Poales; Poaceae
Source: the annotation of a GenBank genome assembly